Cyprinodon tularosa is the source of this 1023-nucleotide messenger RNA. RefSeq lists its product as uncharacterized. The transcript is spliced from 5 exons. NCBI's taxonomy places the organism in Eukaryota, Metazoa, Chordata, Actinopteri, Cyprinodontiformes, Cyprinodontidae. The record is from RefSeq and is a predicted model, not a curated record. The coding region runs from base 34 to 1023 and encodes 329 amino acids.
CAAACAGCAUCUCUAAGACACCAACUUCCAAAAAUGCAGCAAGAGGCUGAGCUGCUUAGGUCUGUGUGGGAGGAGAGAGGGGGGAAAGAGAAGAAGAAGCAGAGAGCCUGGGAGAAGGAGCAAAAGCAAAGCCUGGCUGGGACUCUGAUGCAGGAGGUCAAGAAGGUGCUUAAGGUGGAAGUAGAAGAGAUAAAAGCCUGCAGAGAGAAAGCCUCAGUGUCUCAGAAAGGCCCGGAGACACAAACGAAGCUUCUGCAAGUGGAGGAUGCCAUCACGGAUAUGAAAAAGCAGCUCUGUCACCUGCAGGCCUCUCUGAAACCAGUACAGGACUGUGCUGAGCAAAAACACACAAGUCAAGCUCCUCACAUUCACAGGAAAGGGGAGGCAGAGAGACAGCAACCAGAUGAAAGUUUGGAAAAGGCGGUGAGCGACCAGGGCGAUUCAGCCGCUGUUGGAGAGCCUGAGAAGACCUCUGCCUCAGAGGCAAAACAAACCGAACCACAGGCGACCUCAGGUGGGCUCCUGGUGACCCUUCAGAGGAUCGAAGCGAUGGUCAGCAGUGCCCUCGGGAUGGCUGAGCUGGUGAGGCAAAGUGAACAGAAAGUGAGCCAAGUGAGAGAAAAGAUGGGGAGCAUCACCCAGAAGGUGGAGGAGGCUAUGGGCCGAGCAGAUUCCACCGCUGAGUCGCUGGAGAUAAGGAAGCAACAUCCUUCUGAGAUACCCAAAAAUGAACCUUGUGGAACCAGUUUCCUUCAGCUUGUUGGCCAGUUGCUUGCUAUGCAACCUAAAAAGGAGUCCUCAGGUCUUAGGCAGCCCGAUCAUCCUGAAACAGGUGCAAUAAGCUUCCUAGUUCCUGCUGGAUCUGAAAAGGAAGACGGUACAGAACUUCCUGUUUCAUCUCCUGCUGUCCCAGAAGUCCCAGAGCCUCCUCAGCUGCCCAUGAAUGGUAUGGUGACUGCCUCAGAUAAAUACAUUGAUGCUGUUAUCGUGGUGAAGCAGGACGAGGCAGCAGCUGGGAGGUAA